AUGGUGGACGUGCCGGGCCUCGGCUUCGCGCGGGUCUCGCGGGAGCUUCGGGAGCGGUGGAUCGGGCUGAUCGGGGGCCCGGGGCCUUGGAGAGGGCGGAGAGGGCGGCGAGCGCGGAACCCGGGGCACCCAGGUUACUUUGUGCAGAGGCAGUCGCUGAAGAUCGUGUUUCAUCUGCUCGACGCGGGGCUCUGCGAGCUGAUGCCUGCGGACCGGGAGCUGUGGCGCCUGCUGGCGCAGGUAGGAGAGCUGCUGCUGCAGGUGGGAUUGUCCGGAAAAUUUGUUUUGCUCGACGGGAUCAUGGACAGCAUGACGGUCUCGGACAUCAAGCAGCAAGCUCGUGACGAGGUAGCCAAGCUCUUGAACAAAGAGUUCUUGUCUACCGAGUUGAUCUCCUUGCUACCUGGCGAUGGAAUGGACACCCUGAAGAACGAAGUACAGAUGGAGGAAGCGAGCCGAAAACUCACGGACCGGCAGGACUUGAGGGGCUCCAGUGGCUUGCGCGUCAUCGUGGACAGCACAAGGCCGUGCAGCGUCUUUGGCCUGGAGUUGUCGGACCAGCAUUUUGAAGGGGGGAUGGACUCGCCGCUGGUGAGCGCUCUUUUGAAAUGGCUUCGUGAAGGCGGUGCAGCGCCUGGCCGUGGAAACGAUGAGGAACAGAAAGUUGUGAGCCGCUUCAUGUCAUUGUACUUUGACAUUUCCAUGAAGGUGGACCUGGUGAGAGAGCAAGGUUUCAAGGAUGAAGAUCCGAAGUUUCACUUUGGACUGGUUCGCUCCUUAUGCUUGGAUGUUGGGAAGUUUGUCAAGACCUUGCAGUCGAAAAGCGCAUGCGAGCAGCUCCCGUGCAAUGGCACAGCAAGCAUAAGCCUUAUGGCCUACUGUUCUCGUCACCGCGAGUGCCGGGGCUGUCAUGGUGCGACAGUUCAUCCUGGGAAUUGCACCCUGAGCGGCUUGAGCAACAGCCUCAACCCAACAAUGCAAGGUAAAUGUUCCGGUUCUAUCAAGGAUUCUGAACAUGCCAAGAAGCUUUUCAAGGACAUUGAAUGCUGCUCCAUUGAGGAGAUGGUCGCGCUCAAAACAUGCAGCGCGGAUGUCUGCCUUGCUGAGUUCAUUGGUGGAGGAGCUCAAGAAGUGCCAACUUGUGGGUGA
This is a messenger RNA of Effrenium voratum, 1149 nucleotides long. Lineage: Eukaryota; Dinophyceae; Suessiales; Symbiodiniaceae. The record is from the annotation of a GenBank genome assembly.